Molecule: messenger RNA, 684 nt
Organism: Cariama cristata (Red-legged seriema)
Lineage: Eukaryota; Metazoa; Chordata; Aves; Cariamiformes; Cariamidae
Product: V-type proton ATPase subunit G 1-like
Exons: 2
Biological process (GO): proton transmembrane transport
Cellular component (GO): vacuolar proton-transporting V-type ATPase complex
Molecular function (GO): proton-transporting ATPase activity, rotational mechanism
Source: RefSeq, a predicted model, not a curated record
UGGGAGAGGUGUGGGCAAAUACACUUUCAAUACUUUCUCUUCUGUAUUUCAUUUGGUGUGUUCUUUGUAAACAGGAAAGAAUCGGAGGCUGAAGCAGGCAAAAGAAGAAGCCCAGGCAGAGAUUGAGCAGUACCGUCUGCAGAGGGAGAAGGAGUUCAAAGCCAAGGAAGCAGCGGCGCUUGGAUCUCAUGGCAGCUGCACCACUGAAGUUGAGAAAGAGACCCAGGAAAAGAUGAGCGUAAUCCAGCAGAACUUUCAGAAGAACCGUGAGGUGGUCCUCUCCCAGCUGUUGUCACUAGUGUGUGACAUCAAACCUGAGAUCCAUGUGAAUUACCGCAUCAAUGGGUAGUAGUGGAAGAAGGAAGUAAGCAUACUGGAAACGCUGGUAGUAAUGUCUGAGCUUCAGGUGGAAUGUACAGCUCUUAGCCAUAUUUUAACUCUUCUUGUAAAUGUGUUAAAUUAUUUCAGUGAGUUGUAGGUCAUCAAUAUCUUGUUGGAGUUCUGUUAGUUUCUCUCUUGACACAGGUUCAGAGCUUAUUCAAACAUUAAAUGACCAUGUCUCAAAUCUAUGCUAAGUUAUUAAAUAUAUAUUCAAGUUGGCACGUUCAUGCUCCCUUCUUCUCUGGAUAGUAUUCAGGGAGAGACUUUUCCCUGUGAAGUAGAAAGGGGAGAGAGAUGCUGGCC